Molecule: messenger RNA, 1314 nt
Organism: Cololabis saira (Pacific saury)
Lineage: Eukaryota; Metazoa; Chordata; Actinopteri; Beloniformes; Belonidae
Product: protein mushroom body miniature-like
Exons: 3
Coding region: 650-964 (104 amino acids)
Source: RefSeq, a predicted model, not a curated record
UAAUACUGACCAAAAAAGUUAUCCCACAAUGUUAGUCAAAGUUACGUACCAUUCAAAUCGGUCCACAGAUCCACCAUCUUUUUCUUCAGCUUCAUUUUGUGAUGGCACCGGUUGCACUUGACUUUCCAGCUCAGUAUUUUCUUUUGGAGCCAUUCAAUUAGUUUGAGGUGUUUGUGUUUUUUUUUUUGCCUUCUGUCAGCUCACUCAACUUGUUUGCUAACUUUAACCCACGCAUGCCGUGUGCUCCUAAAAUGAAACGUGCAGCUUGGUAAGUGGCUAUCCUGUUAAAAUUACUGUCCGUCCUGCCAGAACAUUCUGCUCCUCCUUCAAGGCAGUUCCACCCAGGUUACACCGCGAUAACUCCUGAGUUCUGGUGCGCGCUAAUGCUGCGUUCAUGACACCUCAGAACUCUGGGUUUCCCCAUUGAAAACUCCCAUUUCUGUCUUCAAAGCGUUCCAGACAUUGACAUUAGACAUUGUUGUGUGAUAUCAGAAAACUGAUUCUCCAAGAAGACUCUGAAUUUCCCGAUUAGGAGCACCAAUAUUAGGCCUUAGUUAAAACCUUAGUUCCGAAUUGGCCUGAACGCCGCACGCCGCACUUUUUUCUUUGCGCGCACUGACCGCGGCCCCAGCUACAGAAGCGUCUCAGGAUGGAUGAGCUCGGAGUCUCACCUCGCAGGACCAGGCUAACCACGCAGAAGGAAAAAGCGGAAAAGGGAAAAUCAUCUGGAAAACAUGCUUUGACAUGUCUCAAGGAGGCUCAACAGUCCAGAAGAGAAGACAGUGAUGAUGAAGCGAUGAGGGGAUCUGAGAUGCAGCAUGACAGUGAAGACGACAGUGAGGAUGACUCUGAAUCCAGCUCUGAAUCCAGCUCUGAAUCCAGCUCUGACAGGAUAAGGAGAAAAAGGCGAAGAAAAGCAAACAUCGCUCUCGCCUGCGGGUUGGAGGACCAGGUGAUGUGGUGAAGCGGUACAAGGAAGUCCUUGCCAUUUUCCAGACGGGGAAGAAUAUGGCCAAAUCCUUUGAGAAGUAUGGAGUAGACAGACUUACUAUUGUGAGGACUGCAGCGAUUGCCGAGCUCGCAAUAGCUGCUCCAGAAGAAUAUGAUCAGGUGGAGAAGGGGGAGACGGUGGCAGACUUUGCUAAAAGAUGCAAGGAGGUUAUAAAGGCCACUGAAGUCAUUUCUGCUACAAUACAUAAAAUGAAGGAUGAUAAAAUUAUGCCAGCCUAUCAAACUGUGUUAUUGUAUUAUGUUACUAAAUAAUGUUUGUUCAAAGCUCUCCUCUGUGAAUUGUUGUUACGUAUCUGUUAUCAC